UCCAAGAGGGGUUGCGGCCCGGCGGGCAGCAGCCGCAGGAGAAUUGGAUGGCUGAGUGAGAGCUGGUUGUUCAGAAGAUCGUGGUUGAGGAUUACAACAUGUCUAAAGAAAUGCAAGAACUACAGAAGCAAUGGCACUUCAUCAUGCAGUCCAUCCACAGCAACUCAAAUGUUGUUGCGUUUAUGAAUUCUCGUGUUGGCCAAUAUCUAGAUGACCAUCCUUUUGUGGCCUUAUCACUCCUGAUGUUUAUUGUAGUGUCUGCUAUUCCCAUUGCAUUUUUCUUCAUUUUUGUUGUUACAACAGCCUUAAUGGCCUGUAUUGGUGUGAUAGUCAUGGAAGGUGUUGCAAUAGCCAUAGGUGGUAUAGCCCUUCUUUGUGUGCUGUGUGGCCUGGGUGCACUUUCACUGGGAGUUUCUGGAGUACUGAGCAUUUGCUACGUUUUUCUUUCAACUCUGGUCAACUACUGGUAUGCUUCCAGGGAUCACAUAAGGAAACAAGAAGCUAAUGGAAGUUUGUCACAGAGGAGUUCUUCUGUCUUGAAUUUGUCUGCCAAUAAUGGAAAGAAUGAAUAAGUUUUUAGAGGCACUUAACUGUGCUACUCCAACCUUUGUAAUUUGAUUGUUUACUUGUUGAGCAUUCAAUUUUUUUGCACUCCUUAUGGGAAGUGGGAAAAAAGAAAACAAACCAAACAACCCAUAUGCAUCUUGUGUGGUCAGUGUAAAACUAUUAAGAAUAACUAUUAAAGAGCAAUGCGUUGCAAUGUUAGAUUCAUGUGCAUGGUGGAGUGUUCCACAGGAACCAGUGAAAGGAUAUAAUAAAAACUGCUAAGUUGUUGGAAAGGAGGAGUAUGUAGGUAGUUGACUGCUUGCUUGUUACUGGAGUUCUGGAUGCAUUGUCUCCUGAAGUUUGUAUGCAGCAGUUGGUUGUUUUCAUACACAAAUCUCAAAGCUCAGAAAACCAGAAGUGUGUUUUGAAUGUUAAAACAUUUCUAAGCCUUAGCAGCCUUUGCUAAAAGAGCAUGAGCACAUCAUGCUAAUGUUUUGUAUUCAUUAUAUGAGGGAAAUUGGGGUUUAUCAUAUGUUAAGUUGUGGCAUAAGCUUUUAUAUGCCUUUAGAUGUUGUUUUAUGCUGAAGGGAUAUUUUCCUUGUAUUUGCCUUAACACAUCAGUGGCAUGCAGCUGGACCUUGCAUUUUGUCAUACUUGUUUAGUUAAGUUGCCUGUUUUGCUUGUUGGUUGUAACUUCUUGUGUGUUAUUUAAACUUUCCUCAUUUUUGCAAGUGCAGUAAUACUUCUAAACAUUAGAAAGUAUCUAACUAUAUUAAUUUAAU
Messenger RNA from Indicator indicator, 1328 nucleotides. It is a transcript of the gene LDAF1, whose product is annotated as lipid droplet assembly factor 1. NCBI's taxonomy places the organism in Eukaryota, Metazoa, Chordata, Aves, Piciformes, Indicatoridae. The transcript has 5 exons. The record is from RefSeq and is a predicted model, not a curated record. The coding region runs from base 99 to 572 and encodes 157 amino acids.